AUGGACCUUAGGGUAACAAGCGUUCUCCUCGUCCUCCUGGCUUUGGCUGAGGCGACCCCCGAGAGGUACUACCACCAUGUGCCAAAAGUGAGCAAGACCCCCUACCCCGUAAAGAGUCAUGUUGUUGCAGGCAAGGACGGCCCUGCAGGUCCUCCAGGUGCUCCAGGUAUGCCAGGAGAGCCAGGACCAAUGGGACCACCUGGACCUCCAGGAAAGAGCGGUGUAGGACAUUCUGGACCACCAGGCACUCCUGGAGCCCCUGGAGCCCCUGGUCACUCUCAAGCGGGUAAACCUGGUGCACCAGGUAAACCUGGUACCCCAGGUGCCCCUGGCUACCCUGGUGAUAAAGGUGCAACUGGAGCAACUGGACCUAUGGGUCCCAGGGGUGCCCCUGGUACACCUGGAACCCCUGGACCUGCUGGACUUUCUUCUGUUGGAAAACCUGGAGGACCAGGAGCACCUGGACCAAUGGGACAUAGAGGAGAGCCUGGUUUGAAGGGACAUCCUGGUAUUCCUGGUACUCCUGGUGCCAAAGGAGAGAGAGGUGUUGGAGUUCCUGGUGUUCAAGGACCAUCAGGCCCAGUUGGACCUAUGGGCCCAGCUGGUAUGCCUGGCAAACCUGGAGUUGGUAAACCCGGUGCCACUGGAUAUCCUGGAGAGCCUGGAAAGCCUGGCAUGCCAGGAAGAGAUGGUGCUCCUGGGGCAAUGGGUAUGCAAGGGCCAAAGGGUCACACAGGGCAGCCUGGCACAGGCGCACCAGGCAAACCAGGCCAGAAUGGUACCCCAGGUAUGCCCGGACCAAUGGGGGCCAAGGGUCCACAGGGUCCUGCUGGUCAGUCAGGUGCCCCUGGUAUGCCAGGUGUUGGCAAGACAGGUGAACCCGGAAUUCCAGGAGGCAGAGGAGCUCCUGGGUCCCCAGGAACAACUGGCCAGAAAGGAGAGCCAGGUCCAACUGGUUUUACUGGUCAACCAGGCGCUACUGGUCCUAUUGGCCCAGCUGGUCCACAGGGUGCAAGAGGAUUCCAGGGUGAGGCAGGCCCACAAGGACCCAAAGGUGACAUUGGUAUGGUUGGUGCUCCAGGUCCCAGGGGAACCAAGGGUGAGCAGGGAGCUCAGGGUUUUGCUGGAAAACCAGGUACCCCCGGUGCUGUAGGUCCUCCAGGAAUCCCAGGUCAUAAUGGUCUCCAGGGUCCAAAGGGAUCACAAGGCCACGGAGGACCCCCAGGACUUCCAGGAGCUAAUGGUGCCCCAGGACUUAAAGGACACACAGGACCACCAGGAGCACCAGGAAAGAGUGGUGAGAUGGGAAGGCCAGGAGGCAUGGGACCAGUUGGGCUACCCGGUCCAUCAGGACCCCCUGGACUUAAGGGCCAUCCAGGUCUUCCAGGCCCACCUGGCCCUGUUGGUCAAGUGGCUAAAGGUCUCACAGGUCCAAUGGGUCCCCCUGGAAUUCCAGGUGCCAGAGGUCAAGAUGGUCUCCCUGGCCCUGUUGGUCCCCCUGGUCCACCUGGACCACCAGGCGAGAUGAUUUACCACGAGAAGAGCAUGCCAGUCAAGAGUCACGAGGUCGUGAUGCCCCAUGAGAUGAUGAAGGCCCCCAUGUCUGCUUUCAGUGCUGUGCUGACCCAGGCCUACCCUCCAGCUGCGACCCCCAUUGUGUUCAACCAGGUUCUGUAUAACGGGGAGCACCAUUAUGAUGCUCACAGUGGUGUGUUCACCUGCGCGGUCCCAGGCCUCUACUAUUUCAGCUUCCACAUGCAUGUCAAUGGUGCCAACGCACUUGUGGCCCUCUACAAGAAUGAGCAGCCAGUUCUGUUCACCUACGAUGAGUACAACAAGGGCUUCUUGGAUCAGAUGUCAGGCAGUACAGUUCUUAUGCUGCAUCCUGGCGACAGAGUUUUUGUCCAGGUCCCUGAUGAGGAGAGUAAUGGUAUAUUUGCAGCUGAGAAUGUCCACUGCAUUUUCUCUGGGUUCUUGAUUGCCUCAACGUGA
Messenger RNA from Cheilinus undulatus (humphead wrasse), 1992 nucleotides. It is a transcript of the gene col10a1b, whose product is annotated as collagen, type X, alpha 1b. The record is from RefSeq and is a predicted model, not a curated record. The coding region runs from base 1 to 1992 and encodes 663 amino acids. Lineage: Eukaryota; Metazoa; Chordata; Actinopteri; Labriformes; Labridae. Gene Ontology annotation, molecular function: protein binding. The transcript has 2 exons.